GGAAAGAUGCAAGCAAGGAAUGAAUGAAGGUAUCUUGGCCAAAGAAAGCAUGACUGCAGCAGAAAGGAGCUGAUGCCUCUGCUGGCGGAUGACGCUUUGCUGCCGUCUCCGAGGAAGCUCCUAGCACGACUCCAGAGCUGCCGAACUGGAGCCUUUACCUGAGAGUAAGGCAGAACCUCUGCAUUGCAACAGUAUGUUAGACAUUUCGCUUGGCAGCAACAGCUGUAGCACAGUGACUCAUGAAGCAGAGAUCGGAGGGGAGUGUGUGUGUUUGUGUGGCAAGCAUCGAUGCCCCACACAGGAGUCCGCCAGCAACUGACCAAGUAUCCCAUGUCACAGCUGGUGACGUAAGAUCUGCAGAUCUCGAUGAGAAUCCCGAGUCCCCAUUCCUCCGUGUCCUGUUGUGACCCUUAAUAUUAACGCCGCUGCUUCUCUCUCUGUGUGUGUCAGUUCCUGCCUGGUACUCUUUCCUCCCACUUCAGAUGCAGCAAAGCUGUGCCCUGGUGACAAACAGGGGAACUGGAAUGAGCAACUGGGGGUUUUGUGUGUGAGCCUGCUUGCUGAGGAACUCAAAAGUGGCAUGGGGACCGGUAUGAGUAAGGUUGUGGGGGGGCUGUACCUUGGAAACAUCAGGGAUUCCGAGGACAAAGAGAAUUUAGUGAAGAAUGGGAUCACACACAUCUUGUCGGUGCAUAACAAUGCUAAGCCUGUGCUGGAAGACAUGACCUACCUCUGCAUAUCAGCCUCAGACUCUUCGAAUCAAAACCUGAUACAACACUUCAAGGAGUGCAUCAAGUUUAUUCAUGAAUGUCGGCUACAUGGAGGAGGAUGUCUCAUUCAUUGCUUAGCUGGAGUGUCUCGCAGCACCACCAUCCUGGUGGCCUAUCUCAUGACGGUCACUAACUUUGGCUGGGAAGAGUGCCUGACAGCCACCAAAGCUGUCCGUUCUUACGUGAGCCCCAACUUUGGCUUCCAGGAACAGCUUCAGGAGUAUGAAGUCACUCUGCUCAAGGAGUACAGGGCCUGGAUUCAGCAGGAGUAUGGCAAGAACCCACUCAGUGACCAAGAGGACUUGCAGUGCUUACUUUCCCAGCAAGAAGAGAAAGUAAACCAGCAACAAGGUGGACUCAGAGAAAGUAACUGGAUCAAUGCCCCAAGCCAAACUAGCUCUCAGCCACAUACCACCUAUGACAGCAGCUGCAGCCACAGCCGGUGGAUGAAUAGAUAGCAAGAGCUCAUUAAAGACUUGGAAGAACUCUGCCUGUUAUCUCUAUUCUGACCCACGGUGAGGAGUGAAUAGAUGAGCUGCAUCUUGGACACGUUGUGGGUGCAUUUGGCAUUGCUCAGUGGUUCAGAGUCAAACUCACUCUAUUUCCCACCCCCGCCUCUGCCACAGGCUUGUUGUAUGGCCUUGUUAGGUAGCAUCUGUUAUCUCUCUUUGGGUUGCGCCCCUGGUAGUCUGGAUUAGCACAGACAUUGGGGGCUUUCUGAAGUCAAUGAGAGAAAGUGAGAUGAUGGUUUAGAGCCAAAGGUGAGGUUUCCAGGAAGAGAAAUUUGAGACACAACAACAUUGAAUCUAGCAUGAUGAGCAGAUGGAAGUUGACUGGCUCAUUGGUAUUGGGGGUGCUUUCCCAAGUGACGUGGAGGGCUUUUGGCUUGAGUCCAGGCAUUUUCAUUUCUGAGGUCCUCCAGACAAUCUGUUUAUUGAGCAUUUAAUCUGAUUACACAGAGCUUUGGUUAUAUCCAAUCUUUAUUGAGUAUUCAUUCUGAGUUCUUUGCAGGGAGCUUAUACCACAAUAAACAUUCUUCCUUAUUUGCUUGCAGGGCGUUUACAAAUCUCCUUGUUAAUCGUCCAUUAACCACACACUUUUCAAAGCAUUUCCCAUCACUUUCCUAA
Molecule: messenger RNA, 1897 nt
Organism: Podarcis muralis (Common wall lizard)
Lineage: Eukaryota; Metazoa; Chordata; Lepidosauria; Squamata; Lacertidae
Source: RefSeq, a predicted model, not a curated record